UAGUUAAAGCAUCUCCCCCCACGUUCCUCCUCGAAACACCCACGCAAUGAAGGGCCUCAGCCUCCUCGCCGCUGCGUCGGCAGCGACUGCUCAUACCAUCUUCGUGCAGCUCGAGUCAGGGGGAACGACCUAUCCGGUAUCCUACGGCAUCCGGGACCCUAGCUACGACGGUCCCAUCACCGACGUCACCUCCGACUCACUGGCUUGCAAUGGUCCCCCGAACCCCACGACGCCGUCCCCGUACAUCAUCAACGUCACCGCCGGCACCACGGUCGCGGCGAUCUGGAGGCACACCCUCACAUCCGGCCCCGACGAUGUCAUGGACGCCAGCCACAAGGGGCCGACCCUGGCCUACCUCAAGAAGGUCGAUGAUGCCUUGACCGACACGGGUAUCGGCGGCGGCUGGUUCAAGAUCCAGGAGGCCGGUUACGACAAUGGCAAUUGGGCUACCAGCACGGUGAUCACCAACGGUGGCUUCCAAUAUAUUGACAUCCCCGCCUGCAUUCCCAACGGCCAGUAUCUGCUCCGCGCCGAGAUGAUCGCGCUCCACGCCGCCAGCACGCAGGGUGGUGCCCAGCUCUACAUGGAGUGCGCGCAGAUCAACGUGGUGGGCGGCUCCGGCAGCGCCAGCCCGCAGACGUACAGCAUCCCGGGCAUCUACCAGGCAACCGACCCGGGCCUGCUGAUCAACAUCUACUCCAUGACGCCGUCCAGCCAGUACACCAUUCCGGGUCCGCCCCUGUUCACCUGCAGCGGCAGCGGCAACAACGGCGGCGGCAGCAACCCGUCGGGCGGGCAGACCACGACGGCGAAGCCCACGACGACGACGGCGGCGACGACCACCUCCUCCGCCGCUCCUACCAGCAGCCAGGGGGGCAGCAGCGGUUGCACCGUUCCCCAGUGGCAGCAGUGCGGUGGCAUCUCGUUCACCGGCUGCACCACCUGCGCGGCGGGCUACACCUGCAAGUAUCUGAACGACUAUUACUCGCAAUGCCAGUAAGGAGGAGGAGGAGGCUUGCAAGGGCUCGCUCCGUCGAGGGGUUGUUGGCGGGUCGGGGUGGGAGAACGCAUAGCAGGAACGAUGCAUGACUUGGUUCGACCGAGGAUGGUCUGUACAUAGCUUGCUUCGCUUCUAUCGUCUAUAUAUAUGAAACCUUUGCAUCCGGGCGGGAAUCCACCCGGAAUUUCGCACACAUAGACCCCAUGACAUCAGCAUCCCCAGCACCAGUCAACUCCUGCCCAGAUCCCUCCUGACCCUCCACACCUUACUCCCCACCGCCCGCCUCUGGCUCCCGUGCAGCACUUCCACCCACGGCACCUCCAUCCCUUCUUCACCCGCCACCAUCCUCUCUUCCUCCUCCUCCUCUUCUUCUUCUUCCCCCUCCACUUCCACAUCAUCCUCAUCAUCCCCCUCGCCCAGCGACGCAGACGCCGACCCCGAUUCCGAAUCCGUAGCGGAAUCCGCAUCCCGCCCGGAACCGGCACGCGCCGCCCCCCGCCGGCGGCGGCUGCGGUACAGCCCCUCGCUGUACGCCCAGCUGGGCGGGUCGAAUCGCCCGGCCACGAGCACGAGCUCCUCGCCGCGCAGGCCGGCGACGGUCUCCGGCGCGAGCGGCGUCAGCAGCUGCAGCUCGCGGCGGGACGUGUCGACGCCGCGGACGAGGACCAGGCCGAGGAGGUGGGAGUGGCGCGGGUCGAGGGUCCGGCCUUGCGGGUUGGGGAUGAGGGGGAGGUCGGUGGGGAGGG
Thermothielavioides terrestris NRRL 8126 is the source of this 1746-nucleotide messenger RNA. RefSeq names its product glycoside hydrolase family 61 protein. The transcript has 3 exons. Gene Ontology annotation, cellular component: extracellular region. Gene Ontology annotation, biological process: carbohydrate metabolic process. Lineage: Eukaryota; Fungi; Ascomycota; Sordariomycetes; Sordariales; Chaetomiaceae. The record is from RefSeq and is a predicted model, not a curated record. Gene Ontology annotation, molecular function: cellulose binding. Bases 47 to 1000 code for a protein of 317 amino acids.